UUCCAUACCGGAUUGUGCGGAAAUAAACAAAUAACAUGUGCAACGUUAGCAUAACUGAAACCUCUAUCUGUAUUUAAUUAAAUAUUUCAUUAUUUGUCAUUUGUUAUAAUAGCAGAUCUUCAGCAUGCCCUUCAAGCUGAGGCUGAAGAAGAGCCAGCAGUACAAGGUGGCGUCCAAGUCCUUGUUCGUGAUCUGCGUGGAGCUGCUGGAUGGGACGACCAUGGAGUGCACCCUGUCUGCCGAGAGCACCGGCAAGGAGUGCCUGGAUAGCGUGUGCCAGCGGCUGGGACUGCAGCAGCCGGAGUUCUUCGGGCUGCGGUACGCGUCGCACCAUGGGCCUCCUCACCUCCGCUGGGUGGACCUGGACCAGCCAGUGAAGAAGCAGCUAGACAAGCACGCUCGCGACCUCAACCUCUUCCUGCGCGUCAUGUUCUACGUGUCGGGGGUCUCCCUGCUACACGACGAGAUGACCAGGUAUCACUACUUCCUGCAGCUCAAGAUGGAUGUGAUGGAGGGUCGCAUAUGCUGCAGUCCCAAGCAAGCGGUGCUUCUUGCCAGCUACAGCAUGCAGGCCGAGUUUGGAGACUACGACUUGGAGCGGCACACGGCAGAGUACCUGAAAGAUUUUGCCCUCUUCCCGAAGCACCUGCUGAGGGACGGGAUCCAGCUGGAGAACCUGACGGAGGCUGUGAUCUGCCAGCACGCGGCCCUGGCGGGACUGGCCCAGGGCACGGCCGAGGAGUACUACAUACUGGCCGCCCAGCAGCUGGAGGGCUACGGCCAAGAGACGUUCAUUGCCAAGGAUGAAUCAGGGGUGGAAGUGAUAAUGGGUGUGUCUCUGUCUGGGGUGAUUGUCACGUACGAGAGCAUCCAGACAUCUAGACAUUACAGGUGGAAGGAUAUCGGCAGCCUGCAAGUGAACCACAAACGUUGCCUGUUGAUUGUGGGACACCGGCCGGGAGACAGCACUCAGUUCCACUUCUCCGACCCUGACAUGGCCAAGUACGUCACGUGCAUGUGCGACAGUCAGCGAGAGUUCUUCCUGCAGCAUGAACAGAUGUUGGAAUAUCCGGGGCAAUCGUCGCAACCUGUAGAUCCUACAGUGCUGUUCCAUGGCUUCACCAAGGACGGGCCACUCGCAGACAGCCGGGAGGAGCUGGACACUCCGCACCCCGGCGGGGGUCCCAGCGCCGUGUGGAGCGUCGCUCCUUCGUCGACUGUCCAGAGAGCUCGGUCAACCUCUUGCCUGGACCUGUCCCAGCAGAAUGACAUGGAGAGACUCAGGGCCCUGCUGCCGUCCUACCGCCCGGCGCCCGACUACGAGACGGCCGUGCAGCAGAAGUACCACGCAGCCACCCGUGCCUCCAACAGCGUGGGCGUGCACCCGGCCCACCAGGUGGGGCCCGCUGCGGUCCUGUACAGCAGCCAGCCGGAGAACCUGAACUCGUACGGCCACUUCCAGCACGUGCAGGAGGUGGACCAGCUGUACGAGGAGCCCCAGCACAUGACCGCCAGCAACGGCCCGUCGCAGUCCGCCGUCCUCCCCGCCGUGCACGCUUACAGUUCCUGCUGUGAACGCGUGUGCAGCGCUGGGCCGGAGAUGGACCCCGCAGCGAAUCACAUCAUCCAGGGGCUGCAGCUGCUUCACCUGUACAAGCCCCCGCCCCCGUACCCCAUCAGCAACAGCACGCCGGACCUGGCCUCGCAGGUGCAUGCCCCGCCUCGCCGCCCCAACAUCGUCAGCACCCAGGUGAGUGGAUCCAGCCCCGACCUGGUGUCCUCGCGCAACGUGCAGCACCUCCUGAGCCGCUACUUGGACCACCCGCAGCACGUGGUGACCCCCGGCCCCGCCCCCCACCACACCUACACCGACCUGGUGGCGGUGCUGGACCCCCCGUACCGCCCGGAGCCCAUCUACGAGAACGUGCCGCUGGCGUGGGCGUCCCAGCCGGCGGGGGCGGACGACCUGCCAUCGGCUCGCAGCCGGGCCUCCAGCGUGCAGUCCGCGCCAGAGACCAGUCGCAGUGGCGCCCGCGGGGCCGAGCCCCACGAGCUGGCGUCCUUCUCCCUGCCCUUCCCGGCCGCCAAGAACAAGCUGGUCCCCACCGCGUCGGCCGACACCCUUAUCUCCGCUGAGUCGCCGACGCCGUCGAGUCAUCAGAGCCGGCGGGACACCGGCUCCCCCGCGAGCAGCGGCAGCCAGGAGUCGGGCGGCAAGCGGCAGCACAAGACGCGCAGGCGCUGGGCCCUGCUGGGCGGCCGCAGCAAGUCCGCCUCCAAGGCGUGCUCCAAGGGCCGCGAGGAGGGCUCGGAGCAGGAGGGCAGCUCACACCACCACCGCUGGAGCACUGGCCUGCCGCGGGUGCCCCUGCCCCCCACCUCGUCCAGGGAGACCAUGUUUCAGCUGCUGGAGAAAAAACUUGUGGACAGCCAACUGUUUUACGAGUUUGAAAAAAUCCUUAAGACGAAACCUAAUUCAGAUUUUUCAACUGCACUCCUGCCUGAAAAUGCUGUUAGGAACAGAUACAAGGAUGUGUUGCCAUAUGAGGAGAAUCGGGUGAGAUUGACUCCCAGUAAGGAAAACAGGACUGGGUACAUCAAUGCUUCCCACAUUACAGCGACGGUGGGCAGCCAACAGAGGUUCUACAUAGCAGCCCAGGGGCCUCUGCCCAACACCCUGGUGAGCUUCUGGCAGAUGGUGUGGGAGGCAGACGUGUACCUCAUGGUGAUGCUCAACAGCCUGCAAGAAGAGGGAGCCGUGCCGUACUGCCCCCCGCCGGCCGACCACCGAGGCCUGGAGCUGGGCGAGUUCCAGGUGUGGCGGCAGUUCUCGCAAGAGACGGGCCACUGUGUUACGACCAGGCUGCGCCUGUACCACGUCCCCUCGUGUCGCAUGCGUGCUGUCUGGCAUCUGCAGUACUCUGAGUGGGGCGACCAAGGUUGCCCUCCCAGCGUGGGACACUUCUUGGGUUUCCUGGAGGAGCUGAGCUCGGUGAGGCAGCACACGGUCGGGGAGAUCCCUCCCGGACACAACCGCAACCCUCCUGUGCUGGUCCACUGCAACGCUGGGGCCGGCCGCACGGGGGUGGCUAUCCUGUGCGACCUGCUGCUGUACACCCUGGACCACAACCAGGAGCUUGACGUGCCACGCGUGGUGACCUUGCUGCGACACCAGCGACCGCUCAUGGUGCAGACGGUCGCGCAGUACAGGUUUGUGUACAGCUUGCUCAUCCACUACCUGAAGCAGUCGCGUCUCAUUUGAGCCUCGUGCCAUAGCACUGUCGUCGUGCAAUAUUGUGCUGUGUCGCAAUGGCAGUUUUAGUGUCUGCUAGUAUUUGUUUGCAGUUAAUGAAUUCUAUAUGAAAUCAAAGUCAAUAUUUUAUGUUUACGAUAACUUAUGUUCCUGUUGUUAGUACGUAUAUGUUUCUUUAAUUUUGUUAGUUUUACAAUGUUUUACACGUGUUCUUAUUGUGUGUGAAUUUUUUUAGUAAUAUUUUACAAUAAUUGUGUUACCUUCCUAACGAGUUUUAAAUAUUAUGAUACGUAUAUAUUAGUUAGUAGUUUUGUAUUAAUUUUUUUAUAAUAAGCAAAUUAUUUAUUAUGUGCAAUCAUUUGUGGCAAAGAAAAGAUCUGACUAUUUUGAGGCCAGUAAUGCCUUAGAAUUUGAAUGGAAAACACUAACUACCCUCUUUUAUCGCAUAAUCGUCUAUACCUAUAUAUUUGGCCGUCGAAAAUGGGAUAAAAAAACUUCUCGCUUAAACGUCCAAUUAUGUUUUUAGUCCCGCUAUUAGAUGCCGAGUGCUUUGUGUAGGUAUCUUUUCCGUAUAAAACGAUGUAUUUUAAAGUAGAAUUCUAAUAUUUAUUCGGAAAUUACCACUUAUUUAAUUAACGGAAAUACGAAGUUGUCUGAUGUGUUAAUUUUCUUUUAAAGACGUUUUUAAACGUUAUUUCCUUUAUCUGAUCGUCUGCGUCGCCGCAGUGUACCGCUUAUGAACAUGUAGCCAACGUUAGUUGGCAUCAUUCAUGUUUGGUUAUGUUGCUUCCCUGUAUAGAGCGCGCGCACGUAGUCGAAUAUCGAUAUCUCGCCAAUUGCAUGCAGCACGCUCUCUCUGUCGAAUGCCGAGUUAACUACAUUUGAUGGCCCGCAUUCUUUCGUGGUGAAUGUGUACUACGGCAAUAGUUACGCGUUAGUUCACGUCGCAGAUUCAAGUGGCCUGCGUUCGCGUUAACAGUUUGGGCUUUCUAUACAGGAGCACAAUCCUUUAUCCGAAAUGGUCGGGACCAGCAGCAUUAUGAAUUUCGGAAUUUUUCGGAUUUCGGAAUUUUUCGGAUUUCGGAAUUUUAAUACAGGAGGCCUAGUAAAGCCAAGUUAGGUUAUGUCAGCUUUAUUAAGGAUUUCAAGCAACAUAGUACAAAAAACAACAAAGUACAUAACGUAAAUAAACACUGCAGCAUAAAUAAAUACCUGAAACAAUCGCCAAAAUAAUUUGUUUUUAACAACUGAUACUGUAAAACAUCUGGAGAAUGUUUAUAUGCGUCGUCAUCGCCGCCGAUGUCGCCGUCAACUCGUACGUCUCGUGAUCGGCCGGGAGCAGGAUUUUCCUUCUCCUGAGAUGAAGCAGCACGAAUGAUGGCAUUUUUAAAUGCCUCUUGAAGUGUCACUUGUUUUGAUUUAGUUUCCGCAAUAAUUCCACCUUCUGAGUUAUUGAUAAUGUUAAAUGUUUUCGUUUUUUUUCGCUACCACCCAUCUUCAUAUCGGAAUGCCUUUUUGCCAUUGCCGUCUUCAAAUAUGGCAACACGUUCGCGUAACAACACGGUUAACUACUAAACGCGAUAAAACAACUCCUAUCGUAGCCAAGCAGCAAGCUGUAACUGGCGCUAGUUUGCCGGACAAACGGUAAACACAGCGCCUCGGCAUUGCCAAAUUGCAUGCUGCCUUGCUGACGCAGUGCUGCCAAGUCACUCGCUCACACUAGUCACGCGAUCGCGACUUGAGUUUGCCACACAACUGCGAACAAUAUCGCGGACGUUGAAGUUUCGAAAAAAAUUUCGGAUUUUAGAGCUGUUCGGAUUUUGGAAUUUCGCAUAAAGGAUGGUGCACCUGUAUAAAGUUGAAGAAAGGUUUUUGUUUAAUGAAUUAUUAAUAUAAAUUGUUUGGCGUGCUCUUGUAUACUCCACCUUUUUUUUUUAAAUAAACGUACUUUCCAUGAACGGGUUUUGUUUUUAUGAAUAACUUUACCUAACAAAAAAAUUUUUUUCCACAUAAUUGUCGCACCCCUACUUUUCAAACUUGAUUUUAGAAUAAAAUGUGUUACGAUUAUGCGAGAAAACACGGUAAUCUUAGCUAUUUUUUAGUAAAGAAAAAUGAAUGUUAUUGUGUUUCAUAUUAAAUAGUCAUGAGAGGAAGCAGAUUCUCCUGAAUUAUAAAAUACUGUUGAAAACAUUUUACCUAAGUGGCAAUUUACAAUUAACAGUUUUUUGUUUUGUUACAGUUGUGAAUGCAAGUGAACUGUUCAUGUUAUUAGAAUUGCAUUCAUUAUUUGAUGCCCUACAUGCACACAACAUUGUACUGUUUUGAAAAUGUUGACAUAUUGAUCUAAGUUAAUGAAAUUAUUUGACCAAAUAAGUAAUUAAACUCAAAGAGACAGCAGUUAUUCUCGUAGAAUAAUUUUGUAAUAGUUUUGUACCUAAAAUUAUUUAUUGAGUUAAAUUGUUGGAAAAUAAAUAUAUCAGUCAACAGCAGCAAUAUAUCCCUCUUCUGUUUCGUGAUGGGUAAGUGGUAAGACUACUAAAAAUACAUUUGAAUGUAUCAAGAAAAGGAGCUGAUUGCCAUAAAGAUUGUCAUUUUUGUUUUUUUGGUUUGAUGAUCACAGGUGUCAGAAAUGCAUCAUAAUUAAUUUUUUGUUUGCAUUUUGCUAAAUCCAACUUCCUCUUUCGUUUAAUUUUGUCUCUUGCAAUAUUAGUUGUCCUGUGGGUAUGGACAAUUGUUUUUAGGACAUGUUUUGUUUUGUGGCAGUUCAAAUGUGUUAUAACCAACCAUAAGACUAUGAAAUUCAGGUUCAUGCAAAAAUGGGUUUUUCUAUCUUUGUCUCUCUUGUGACAAUUACUAGUCUGGGUACUUCCGCUUCUUCUAGUUUUCAAUUUAAAUUAGGUAGUUGCCAACGGGCUUGUUUUAUUUUACAUUCUUACAAUUUUGCAUUGACACUUGUUAAAGUGCUUAAUGUCCUUCAGUUUCAUUAGUUUGUCUUCAAAUAACAACUUUUAAGAGCCUUGUUUUUUGGUAUACAUACUUUUAACCAAUUUAUAUAUAACAUACAUAUAUAUUUCAUUAUGUCAACAUAAGCAUUAACUUUAGCAUAGACCUAAUGACAUGUAUGUAACUGCCAACUGAAAAAUAGUUAAUUUUUUAGAAGAAAAAAAAAGAAAUACAUGUGCCAUAAAUAGAUACACAUAUCAGAUAUUACAUCAAAUCUUAUUCUGGUUUCUAUUCUACAAAUCAGAACAUGACCACUAUAAGUACUCUUACAUUUAGGCAUACACUUUUAAGAGCAUGGUUAAACGGCACAGAUAAAUUACCCACAUCUGAAAACAUUCCCUUGAUUGAGAAGAAAGUGCCUGUCAGGUUACAGAAUAAUUAGUUGUUUACAGUUCCAAUCCAUUGCAAUGUUUAUAUUUAUGUUUCAAAGUUUAUUAGGAUGGGUCUUUGUUGUAUCCUAAAGGUAUUGGUAUUGUUCCACACAAUCAUUUGGAUUGUCAUUCACGUACAUAAGACAUAUUGGUUGAUUUUUCUGCUGCUGCACAACUCAUGACUGCAAUAUUUUUAGCUAUGGUUUGUUGACGUUAGACCAGCCAAUCAUAAGGAAGCAUAGAAGACUUUUCAUUUGGUAGUACGUAUGUACUUGCAAAACCUAAGUUUGAAUGAGAAAUAACCUCGUUUUGAUUAUGUUUAGAACAUUCGUGACAAAGAUAUGCUGAGUUAAACCUAUUCUAAUGAAGUACCGAAAGGGCUGUGGAACCAUGUCUUAAAUAAAACCUUUUGAUGUAGAAAUACACAUAGAUUUUUUCAAAGUUUGUUUGCCAACUUACAUAUCUAACAGCAUGUAUACAUUUAAGUGUAACAGAAAUGUUCUGAUUAGUGUGAAUACUUUUAUAGUUAAGUGUAUGCUAAAUAAAAGUACAAAUUUAUUUUUUUCAUAUUGAGCAUCAAAUUUUUUUAAACAUAGUGCUGGUAAAAUUAUUUCUUAUGCUUAUUGAGCAGUGUGUGAAUACGAAUAGCAUGUACAGUUAAUUUCUACGGAAAAAUGUAACACUUUGAUCUAUGUAUUUAAAAGUAUUAAUUGAUGUGUUUAAAUAAUUGUCUUUUGUUUAUGUAAUUUUUCAAUAUUGUGUUUUUAUUGAACAGUGAAAUGUGAUUAUUCAUUGUUAAUAUUUAUAGUAGUCUCCUUUGGUCUUUAUCUUAAUAGCACCCUGUGUUGUUUAUUAUUAAAACUUGCAAUAUUUUGUGCAAUGGUAAUAUACAGAAAUGAUGCAUAACUUUGCUUAAAAUAUUAUGUUCUUGUAACAGUACUUCAGUACUUUCUACUGGAAGAUGAAACCCUAGAAUACAUAUAUACAUAUACACACACACACACACAUAUAUACAUACAUACACAUAUACAUACAUACACAUAUACGUACAUACAUUUAUAUAUAAUUCCCAUAAUACUGACUGUUCACUUAAACUUCUUUUUGAAAUCAUAGCUAAGACAAGGUAUUUUUGUGUAUUAUUUUCUACAUUUUUUAUAUUGGAAUUUCGUCAGCCAGAAGGCUGAUAAUAAUCUUGCUGCUGCACAGUUUCCAAAUAUUGGAACGAAGACUAAACAUUCUUUAAAUCGAGGUAAAUAAAUAUACAUUAGAAAAUGUUAGAAAUAUUUUAAUUUUAAAUGACUGUCCCUCAAUCACUGUGAAUAUUUACCACUUUAACAAUGUUCACAUUUCACUAACACAACCUGAUGACUUGCUGUUAGUAGGGUAGCAUAAAGUUGCACAUGUAGUAGCUUAGUAACUGUAUAUAUCAAAUUAUAGCUCUGCUGGUAACAGUUUUUUUUUAGAUAUGCCUUUAUUUAUACAUACAGAACAAAUGUGCUAUUUGAUAAAAUUAAGUUAUAGAAGUAAACAAAGUGCCUUAUUUCUGAAUUUAAAAAAAAGCAUAAAAAUAUUUUCAGAAACAAGUUGCUAACAUACAUAUUUAAAUAUUAAAUGUAAAGUUUAUAUUUCCAAAAAAACUUAAUUUUAAAAUAAUGCUUAUCAGAAACUUAAUAAUGACAUAAUGUGGUUAUUAUCAUUGUAAAAUAAUUAUGUUUAACAAAAAAAAAAAAGUUCUGUAGAUUGGAGACCAAAUCUUAAAGCCCACUUUUCACUGUGCUGUUACCACUGUUAAUUUGACGUGUCAUUGAUGUACAUAUUGACUGAUUCAUUUGUCAGCUAUAAGAUAGUUAAGACAGUUUUUUGUCCCAUGCACACCAACUUCACCCUACUCAGUGGCUGUUUAACAGGCUUGUGCAAAUACAAGUUUUUUUUUUAGUUCAAAUUGUAUUUGAAUACAAACAUAAUAUUUUCGAAUAAGAAUAUCAAAUUUGAACAGCAAUAAUGGGAAAAAGAUUUUAAAUGUAUUUUCAUGACAGUUUAAAAGUGAUAUUUUUUAAUUUGAAUAAAUACUUGUGUAUGGUUUUGUGCAGUGGCAAUAGAUAUUUCAUAUUACACAUUAUAAAUACUUUUGCAGGGGUUGCAAACUGCUGAUUGUUUGUGUUUGCAAAUGCAGUUUCUGAUUGCAAAUUGUCCUGUGGUUUAAACUUGAGCCAUUCUGCUUUAACUAUGCACAUGAUUAAAUAAACUAUGGCUAAUAAUUAUAUUAGGCUCAUUAACAUCUGGGUACAAAUAUUGUGCAACAAUGAUUCAGCCUUCACGUUGAUACCUAGUUACACCAGGUGAUAAGCAACAACUUCACUAUGAAUACACUUUGAAUACAAUAAUUUGAUGUUUUGAAGUGUAAGGGUUUAAAAUUGAAUAAAAUGCAAAUAAUAAUUUUUUUGUUGUUUUAAAUUACUAAAUUUUAAAUAUUUGCACCAGCUUGCAGUUUAGUGCAUAUAGUAUGUAGUACUUUUAGUAUUUGGAUUUUGUAACGCAAGUCACUGUAAUGUAAGCCACUGUAUGUUCAUCCAAAUUGUUUUGUAACCUUAGAUCUUUUUACUAGGCUUUAUCCUUUUCUUGCAUAUUUUUAUUUUGUACAGUGGUUGUUAUUAAGUAUGGUAACUACUAUUAUGUUCAUUCCUUUUAGUUUAAAUCAAUACUGAGUUGGUUAUUUAAGAUGUUAUAUAGUCAGUAAGAAGCAGUCACAUUGGACUAUCAUAUCAGCCUCAGUAGCAAGUGCCUUAGUAUGCACUGCACAAUAAGUGUGCCUUUAAAGUCUUAAUAGUGAACUGCAUGUCAUAGAAACUAGAGAGUGUUUUGAAAAACACUGCCUCUUCAACACCAUAAUGCCAUGUGGUAUUACAUGUAGGUAUAUUAUGUGCAUGUUUUAUUUUUAAUAUUUGAAUAGUGUGUGACAUUCAAAUGCGACACAGUAAAUUUUACAUGUCAUCAGAUUUGUUUGCUAGUCACACUGCAUUUGCUUGUGGUAGUUGAGCAUCCACACAAGUCUUCCAUUCGCCAUUAUUCAAAUUUUAGAAGCAUUUUUUUUUUUUGCUCAGUCAUUUCUUCGAUGGUGGCAUUUCACCUUGAGGGUCAAUUGUUCGCAUCCCAGCACUUCUACAAGGAAAUCUUGCAUUUGGAAAGUAAGAGCAUACAUAGUAUUUUCUCAAGAGUUCCUUUGUACUUCUUACAUAUUAUCUAUGAUGGGUCAUGAUUUGUUCCAUCACUGUUGUUUCGUAGAGCUAGGUCAAUCUUCCAUUUCACAGAUCUUGUUGAUACUGAUGUAUUAUUAAUUAUUAGAGAUAAGAUAUGGUGAAUUGUAAUAAAACAGAAAUAAUAAUACCAAAAUUAAAUUUAAUACAACAUAAAGCACUGGAAUGCAACUACCUAAUAACAUUAAUUCAUUCCGAACUUCUAACCUAACUUUAUGUAUAUCAAAAAUAUAAUUUUAUCUUUAUACAGUUUAUAUACUACUUCAAUAUGACUUCAGAGUGCCCUACUAUACCAUAAUUCCACCACAAACAAUUCACCUAGCAUCUAGGUAGCUUCAUGUUCACUAGUUUGCUUCAUUAGCCCAGAAACUUACAUUCUGUAGUGAAGCAAUAUCUAGUAAUACAUAUUACAAUGGUUUUUUUUAGCAGAAUCAAUAUCUAAUUUAGACACAUUAAAAAUUGCAAGAGAAAAAUUUUAUGUCUGUUUAAAAGAAAAUCAGGAAAUUUUAAAAUAAUAAAUGAUUAAAACUAUUAUUUAAGCACACUAAAGCAAUUGCAAAUUAUGCGCCCACCCGCCCACGUAACACGUAGAUUUUUCAGUGAUGCAUUUCUUAGAUGCAAAAAAAAAUUUUAGGGUGCUAGUGUCUUAUUACUGUCUUCCUUUCUUUCAAACCUUCUAUAAUGUUACAGUUUUACUGCCCUGAGUGUGCUUUAUGAUAAAUUGUAAAAAAUGUAAAUAUUAGACAUUUUAAUUUUAACUGACUGAAAAAAUUAGAGUGAAAGAAUAAUAAUAUAAAUAUUACAUUCAGCUUUAUGUAAAACCUAACCCAAACUAGUAUGAUUUAUUUUAGCCCAUUCAAAAUACUUGAAAUGCCUAUGCAAAUUAAAAGAAACAUGAUUACUAAUAUGUGAACAGCUAAAAAAAAAAAAAAAAUAUUAUACGAAUUAGUACACGGUAGGAGUUGCGCUAUGUCACACGUUUGUUUUUAAUUUAAGAUUUUGUAAGAUAUUUUAUUCUUCCAUAGGUCUAUUUUUUAGCUAAAUAGGUAAUCAUCCCUGCCGCCUAGUGAAAAAAGGGACAAAAAUGUUGGGAUCUCAGCACAAAGAACUCCUUGUUUAUCAUUGAACACAGAGAAGGGUGUCCGACCCAUCACUAUUUUCUAUUUUAAAAACAAUUUUAGCUUAAAAAUAAAAAACCACAAAGUUGUUUCUAUAUAUUAAUGAUCUGGGAACUUUCUUUUAAUUUCCUCCUCUUUUAUUCGUCUACAAAACUAGCGUAUGAUUACUGAGAACAGAUGCCUGGAAAGAAUGAUGGGGGUGUGUAGUUUCAGAGCAAUAUGCUGUGGAAUAAUUGAAUGUUUGUGGGUGAUUAAUAAACAUGCCUGCUGCUAGUUACAGGGUGCAUAAAUGUGACUAGAAAUGGUUCGUACGUGUUGUGCUGCCUAGCGAUCCACCACAGAGUGAUGAUGACCACGAGCCAGUGGUACCGUGCCACUUUUAUAAUAUAUAAUAGUUCAACUAAUGUGAGACAUGAGUUUUGUAAAUGCAAUCGUGUGAGUAAAAUUUAAACACGUUUGCAAGACAGUUAUUCUAUUCCAAUUUGCAAUUAAAAAAACUUCUGGCACUAUUAUUUGCUGAUGUAGCAUAUUACGGUGGGUAUUAAUUGUAAACAUAGUUUUUCAUCACCUAAUGUACUGACCCACAUAAUAUCAUUAUUUCUGUAUGUUGAUAUGGGCACGUGCUCUCUCAAUUAUUUGUUUACCAAGUAUGAUAUGGUAUGUUAACAUCAUUACAUCAUCUUUGUUUAUUUGCAUUGAGCAGCACUGCUAUCAUGACCUUGACUCAGUCUAUUCAUAACAUCAUUCUUUACUAGAAAUAAGUUCAUGAAUACUUGCAAUACAACUAUGUGUCUUCUUCCUCUUAAGGUACAUUCAAAAGUGAAGAUGUGGGUAAAUAAUACAAGAGCAAGUGAUUGUUAACCAUUUCAGCAGUGCAAUAACUGUAAUAAUUUUAAAUAUGUACAUACUAGUUUUUUCGUGACUGCUUUCUGUUGCCAUUUUAGAUAACCUUAUUGCGGAAUUCAGUAGGUCGGUCAAGAGUCAGUUAACGGAGCUCUAUUUCAUUCAAAUUGGUGGCAUGUAUAAAAGGUAACAGGGGAAAAUAAAUGCUCUUCACAUGCCAUUGGCUACUUUGCAAGCACUUUAAGAAAUAGAUUCAUUCUGUUUGAAAAUAAGUAUUGACUAAGCAAAACGUGCUUGUUGAUGUUGCGAAAAACAUUUGUGCAUUUAAUACAAUUCUUGCAAAAUAGUUUUUUACUUUGGUAGUCAAAUUUUUCAUUUUAAAAAUUUAUAUUUUUCUUGUGAUGUUGCUAGUCUUUCACUACAUAAAGAUGUUAACAAGGUGCCUGUUGUAAACUUUUGUACAAAUGUUUGUUGCAGUAAUUAUAAAAGAAUGUUACAAUUUGUAAGCAAUACAGUUCAGUGUUCAUACUAAACCAUGUAAUUAUUUGAAAGUGUUCUUGUGUGGUUAUUUGUUAGCAUAUUUCAAAACAGUAUAUGUGAAGGUGCUCUUCUCUGUCAAAAGCAUGAAGUGUUAAUUUUUUUGGUUGUGCCUUUUUUACACUUUAGUGUAAUAUUAUAAGAUGUUAAUAAAUGUUGUUUUAAUUUUA
Molecule: messenger RNA, 12549 nt
Organism: Bacillus rossius redtenbacheri
Lineage: Eukaryota; Metazoa; Arthropoda; Insecta; Phasmatodea; Bacillidae
Gene: Pez
Product: tyrosine-protein phosphatase non-receptor type 14
Exons: 21
Coding region: 125-3262 (1045 amino acids)
Biological process (GO): protein dephosphorylation
Cellular component (GO): cytoskeleton
Molecular function (GO): protein tyrosine phosphatase activity
Source: RefSeq, a predicted model, not a curated record